This is a messenger RNA of Catharus ustulatus (Swainson's thrush), 525 nucleotides long. Its product is annotated as claw keratin-like. NCBI's taxonomy places the organism in Eukaryota, Metazoa, Chordata, Aves, Passeriformes, Turdidae. The record is from RefSeq and is a predicted model, not a curated record. Gene Ontology annotation, cellular component: intermediate filament. Gene Ontology annotation, molecular function: structural constituent of cytoskeleton. The transcript has 2 exons. The coding region runs from base 1 to 525 and encodes 174 amino acids.
AUGUCCUCCUAUGGCCAACUGCUCAGUGCCCGCUGUGCUUCGCCCUGUGAGGUGACCUGUGCCCAGCCCUACGUGGACGCCUGCAGCGAGCCCUGCGUCGCCGCCUGCGGAGAUUCCCGAGCCAUCGUCUAUGCCCCACCCGUGGUCGUGACAUUCCCGGGGCCCAUCAUCAGCUCCUGCCCCACGGAGAGCAUCGUUGGGUCAUCCAUCCCUGAAAUCGGCGGGGGAAUGGGCUCUGGAGGGGGUGGGAUGGGCUCUGGAGGAGGUGGGAUGGGGUCUGGAGGGGGAGGAAUGGGAUCUGGAGGUGGAGGAAUGGGCGGCUCCUGCGGAGGAGGGAUGGGCUCCGGUGGCUCCUGCGGGGGAAUGGGAGGGGGCUCCUCCUGCGGGGGUGGGAUGUCGCGGCUGGGGAGUCUCUAUCGCGACUCCUAUUCCUCCAGCUACGGCUACGGCUAUGGUAGGAAUUAUAAUCCCUAUUUCUCCCGAGGGUACUACAGGUAUCGCUACGGGAACUACGGGCCUUUUUAA